Drosophila eugracilis is the source of this 1912-nucleotide messenger RNA. RefSeq names its product sin3 histone deacetylase corepressor complex component SDS3. Gene Ontology annotation, biological process: negative regulation of transcription by RNA polymerase II. The coding region runs from base 126 to 1118 and encodes 330 amino acids. The transcript has 4 exons. Gene Ontology annotation, molecular function: histone deacetylase binding. Gene Ontology annotation, cellular component: Sin3-type complex. NCBI's taxonomy places the organism in Eukaryota, Metazoa, Arthropoda, Insecta, Diptera, Drosophilidae. The record is from RefSeq and is a predicted model, not a curated record.
UUGAGUUGUUAACCCAGUUGUAUGCGUGUGUAUAUCUAGCAUCGAAGCAAGGAAAAUAAACAAUUGAAUUUCCUUGGAAUACCUAGGAAUUGGAUUUCAAGAUCUUGAGUUCUGUUUACGCCACUAUGUCCGCCUACUACAGCCAUUACACGGGGGACAACUACGACGACGAGUCGAUCGGUGACGAGCGCAGCGAGGAAGACACGGACGACGCCAGCGAGACGGAGUUCCGCAGUCCCAGUCGCUACGGCGGCACUAAUGGCACCACCAACAGCAAUAUCAUGGGCACCAAUAGUGAACUAAAGGAACAAAUGUACCAGCACAAGCUGCUUAACUUGCAGAAGCAGAUGGAGGAACUGGGCCAACUGGUGCACCCGGAGUACAUAAAGCGCGUCAAGAAGCUGGACAACCAGCUGAAGGAACGGCGACGCUUGAACGAGAUAUACAAGGAGUACAUGCGGGAGUGCGUAGAGCGAGACUAUGUGUUAGAGAAAAAGGCAGCCCAGAAGGAGUACGACGAGAAAUUGAUGGACCUCAAGGACAACCUGAUCUCGGACUUCGAAGACCGUAAGCGCCAGAUUGAAAACGAACGCUUCAGCCUCGAACUGACCAAUGAUUCGAUGGAAAUCAAGACGACGGUCACGCGCAAGCUGCGACGUCGACCAAACGAGCCGUUGCCGGUGAUCGAAAAACGCCGUAAACCAGCCACUGGGCAGCUGCUCGUCUACCAGCUAGAUGACAAGGAGAUCGAGUCAGACCUCAAGAUCAUCCAGCGGGGGAAACCUUUGGCACCCAAUGCAAUCCUGCAGCAAAACGGCAUCGGAUCCUAUGGUAGCGGCGGGCAGCAGCAACAACCGGUACACGGUCUACUCUCUGACCCACCUGCUAACAGCAGUUAUGUGGAAACUCGUAUUGAGGACAACAAGCUGCUGUACGAGCGUAGAUGGUUCUGUCGCGGCCAACAGGUCUAUGUUGAAGGAAAGGAGAUGAGUAAGUUUGCGGCCACAAUCACAGCCAUCGGCAACGAAGUGGUGUGGGUGAAACGAACGAACGAGACGAAGGUCAAGAUCAACAUGUCACAUUUGGCCAAAGGCAAGAUCUCGAUAAAGCGGCGAUAGCUCCGCCGUCGGGCAGGGCGCCUUCACAUCACGCCUGCCCCGCUACCUCGGUUGAGAGACGUAUUUUCAUAAAAUUAUUGGUACGAACGUAGCCGUAUAUUAGAUUUUAAAUAUUACACUUUACACUUUUCCUUAACGAAUAUUACAAAUUGUAAAUAAUGAAACAAUUAUUUUGUAUACAAGUAGAAUUUUAUUAAAUGAGUCACGAUUAACUUCCUGGACUCUUCUCUAUCAGUUGCAAUACCACAUUUAGUGGCUGAAAUGGGGUACUUUUACAUCAUAACCAGUAUCAAAGUGCUAAUAUUUAUUCUUCUGCGGGGCUCUGAUCCCGCCUGGUAAACCAGUUUUAAGUCCGCUUAUUCUUUUUGGUUAAUGUAAGCCAUCCACGAUGUAAUAUUUCCCCUUUCGGAGUGCUAUCUUUACUCUUUUUCUCAAAUACAAUGAGUUGCAUUUGUUUAGUGGCUGAAAAUGUCAUUAGAACGUGUUCAUACUUACUGUGCCUAACAAUGAUAUAAUUCAAAUGGGCUAAAAAUAUAAAUUAUGCGGCUAUUUUAGCGUCUUAAGAUGCAAUAGAUUAUCUUGUUUAGGAAAUUACAAAAAUAUGUAGUUUUGAUACACAUUUCUGUGAAUAACAGAUACGCCUAAACGUUUAACUUAAAAGUAAAUAGUUUGUUAAUAAGUGAAGAAACUGAAAAUUCAGCUCUAAAUAUAAAAAGAAAUUGUAACUUCGACUAAUACAUUUUAUUGAACAUAAAAAUCUUUAAGAAAAAAUAAAUGAUUAUAUGAAAAUGUAA